This is a messenger RNA of Haliotis rubra (blacklip abalone), 1542 nucleotides long. Its product is annotated as mediator of RNA polymerase II transcription subunit 6-like. The record is from RefSeq and is a predicted model, not a curated record. Gene Ontology annotation, molecular function: transcription coactivator activity. The transcript is spliced from 8 exons. Gene Ontology annotation, cellular component: mediator complex; core mediator complex. Bases 79 to 813 code for a protein of 244 amino acids. Gene Ontology annotation, biological process: regulation of transcription by RNA polymerase II. Lineage: Eukaryota; Metazoa; Mollusca; Gastropoda; Lepetellida; Haliotidae.
ACUGGGAAUUCCCUUCUUGCUGCAACACCGCCAUUUGCUUUUGGUGUUGGAAGCAGUUCGCGUGAUUCCCUUUGGAAAAUGGACAAAACAAAUGAGAACCACCUGCAUGUGUCAUGGUAUGACAGUGCCUGGAUACCACUCCUCAACCAGUCCAAUGUGCUUGACUACUUCUCUGAACGAAGCAAUCCAUUCUAUGACCGCACAUGCAACAACGAGAUCAUCAAGAUGCAGCGACUAGGUGUUGAACAUCUCAGUAAUAUGACUGGCCUGGAGUACAUCCUGCUGCAUGUACAGGAACCUAUUCUGUAUGUCAUUAGAAAACAGUUCCGGCAGUCACCUACUCAAGUGAGCCCACUUGCCAUGUACUACAUCAUUGGAGGGAUCGUGUACCAGGCUCCGGACCUUGGCUCUGUUGUCAACUCCAGAUUGCUGAAUACUGUGCACAAUCUACAGUCUGCAUUUGAAGAAGCACAGUCCUUCUCCAAGUACAAUCCUUCCAAAGGAUACUGGUGGGAGUUCAAAGACAAGGAAGAGAAAGACAAACCUGAAGGAAAGGAGAAGAGGAAACGGGAAGAGCCGAGUUCGCUGUUUCAGCGCCAGAGAGUGGACCUGCUGCUCGGAGAGUUGGGCAAGAAGUAUCCACCACAGUUUGUGGCCCCAAGUCACCCAGAAAACAAAGAGGAGUCUGCCAAGCCGGAGGUGAAGCAGGAGGUGAAGCAGGAGAAGGCUGAGGACAAGACUAGUUCCUCUUCCCCAGCCACUAAUGCUGCCAUGAAACCUCCCCCAGAGAAGAAGGCCAAAAUGAUGAGAUGAUGGCCAGUGUGGCAUAUUCUAGUAGACACAGUUGAGAUGAAGAUCAGUGUGCCUUGAUCUAAUGGAGACAGUUUUGGUGAAAGUCAGUAUUGCUUGACCUUGUAGACACAGUUGAAAUGAAGAUCAGUGUGCCUUGAUCUAAUGGAAACAGUUUUGGUGAAAGUCAGUAUUGCUUGACCUUGUAGACACAGUCAAGGUGAAGGUCAGUGUGACUCCACCUGGUGGACCAAUUGAAGGUCAGCUUGGCUUUACCAAAUGGAGACAGUUCAGGUGAAGGCUUGUAUGACUUCACCUAGUGGAUGGAGUUAAGGUGAAGGUCAGUGUGAUUUGAUCUCAUGGACACAAUAGGUUUUCCCAGUAAGUUGCUGGACUGGAGCAUGGAACACAUUGCAAGACCUUGAUGGCAGGUGAUUUGCUUCAAAGUAAUGAAGCAUACAGCUACUACAAGCUGAAGAAAGGAAGAGAAUAUGUUACCAGUGCAAUAAAGAUAAGGUGUUACUUCAGGGUUACUUAAAAAUGAAAAGCUCCUAUCUUUUUCAAAAUGUUGAAUAAACAUUUUGGAAAAUGUAGACUCAGGUUACAGGCUCUCAUGUGCAUGAAAAUAGUUUGAAAAUAUCGAGGAAAUGAUAUUUGUCUAGUUACUAGAGGGUCUGUGUUGUGUGUCUAUGUUCUUGUCAUUGUCAUGUCAUUGCUGUACAUAAACUCAGGAAUAAAAUGUCAUAAAACCUG